This is a messenger RNA of Gasterosteus aculeatus aculeatus (three-spined stickleback), 6812 nucleotides long. RefSeq names its product discs large homolog 1-like protein. Gene Ontology annotation, molecular function: protein kinase binding; ionotropic glutamate receptor binding. NCBI's taxonomy places the organism in Eukaryota, Metazoa, Chordata, Actinopteri, Perciformes, Gasterosteidae. Gene Ontology annotation, biological process: receptor localization to synapse; receptor clustering; chemical synaptic transmission. Gene Ontology annotation, cellular component: neuron projection; neuromuscular junction; basolateral plasma membrane. The record is from RefSeq and is a predicted model, not a curated record.
GGUACUAAGUCCACGCGGCGACUAUCACCGUCCCUUCCUCUCUCCGCCGCUGCUCUCCUCCGGGCUACCGAACUUUUUCUUUUUUUGAAGUUUUCCCUUCGAUGACGUCACAGGUCGGUGUAAACGGCUGGCGUGUCAUUCCGGUGUCCCGCUGAGGAGGCUGGCUGUCCCGGGACAGACGCACACAUCUGGAGUAGCAGACCGUGUCAUCAUGCCGGUGCGACAGAAAGACGCUCAGCGAGCCCUGGAGCUCCUGCAGCAGUAUCGGGCCAAACUUGACCAGAGGCAGCAGGACCAGGACCAGAACCAGAACCAGAGCCGGAGCGCAGAGGGCCACGCGGAGGAGGACUCACAGCUGCAGCAGUCUCUGGACAGAGUCAUCAAUGUCUUCCAAAGUCAGCUCUUCAGCGCCCUGCUUGACAUUCAGGAGUACUACGAGUUGACCGUCCUCACAGACAGCAAGUCGUCUGUGGGUCAGACAGACGCUCACCUCACGGCCGCUGGCAACCUGACGACAGAGCCCCCCGCCCGGCCACAGCCCCCCUCUGUGCCCCCGAGCCCCCAGGCACCCAAAGGACCAUCCCAGCCAAAACCCCUGACCCCAAAACCCAAGUCAGUCAAGUCCCAUGUCGCUCCGCUCCCAUCCGAGAGACCCGCGUCCAAGCCGUCUUCCCCUACGACAAAGUCCACCACACCUCCGUCAAAGCGAGGGUCGGUCAAGUAUCGCGCUCCCCUCCCUCCCGUCCAACCCGGAGCCCCCAAGUCUUUGGCAUCAGAGCCUCCUGUGCCUUCUUCUGCCUCUGAUGCCACAUCCCCCAGGGUCACGGCGAAUGGCGUAGGAACCCCCGGCGGCUCCAUGAAAACACCUCCCGGAGCCUCACUGAAUGGCACGAAGCCGCACCUUGCUGCCGCCAAAUCCAACACUUCUUCAGAAAGCUCCUUCAGCUCCGCCGAUCCAAAAGGUGAGUGCCCCCCCCCGGACCUCAAGCUGGUGACCGUGUCAGCUCUCAUCUCCAGCACCGUCAAAGGCACCGUGUUUCCACCCACCCCAGACAGGCUCACCCCCACCAGCACCACUCCUACCACCAGCCCAGGUCUCAUCAGAGUCUCAGACGCCGCUGUGGUCUCUACGGCUCUCGAGACAAGCAAGGACGCAGGCCCGGGCAAGGCGACUCGCAGCAGGAGUCCAACCAGCCCCAACAAGGGGAAGUUCCCCUUCAGCAGCCGCAGCCCCACAGGUCCUCCUCAUUCCAGGCUCGGGCCAGUGAAGGUCACCUCCACCAGUCCUAGCCAUGGCCCAGCCAGCCCCCGACCAGCUACCGGCCCACCGACCCCCAACAAGGUAGAAUCGCCCGAGGCUCCCUUUGAUGACGAGGCGUGGCCUCACCCAGAGGGAGACGGGCUAAACCAAGUCCCAGCUCCGCCUUUCUCCUCCCUCUAUUCACGCCGCCGCGCCUACAACCAGGCCAACCCCCCUCCAGUGGUGGUCAACACCGACAGUGUCGACACCCCCCCAUACGUCAAUGGAACAGAAGCAGAUUAUGAAUAUGAAGAAAUCACGCUGGAACGGGGUAACUCGGGUCUGGGGUUCAGUAUUGCAGGAGGGACUGAUAACCCUCAUAUUGGAGAAGACCCCUCUAUCUUCAUCACCAAGAUCAUACCUGGGGGGGCCGCCGCCCAGAACGGACGACUCAGGGUGAAUGACUGCAUAGUGCGGGUGAAUGAGACGGACGUCAGGGACGUGACCCACAGCGGGGCUGUGGAGGCGCUGAAGGACGCCGGAGGUCUGGUACGACUGUGCAUAAGACGCAGGAAGAGCCUAACAGAGAGAAUCCUGGAUAUCAAACUGGUCAAAGGACCCAAAGGUUUAGGAUUCAGUAUCGCAGGUGGACUUGGAAACCAACAUGUCCCGGGCGACAACGGCAUUUAUGUGACUAAGAUCAUCGAGGGAGGGGCUGCACACAAGGAUGGACGGCUACAGAUAGGGGACAAACUUAUGGCUGUGAAUGCCUCAUGUUUGGAGGAGGUGACUCAUGAAGAUGCGGUGGCGGCCCUGAAGUCCACUCCUGACGUUGUUUACCUCCGCGUGGCCAAACACACCUCCGUUUUUAUCAAUGACAACUUCCCUCCGCCCGACGUCACUAAUUCUUACUCCCCACAUCAAGACAACCAUAUAAGCCCAUACAUGAGUGGCAGCCAGUCUGUAAGUCCCGCCCCAUUGACCACGCCCAGAUACUCGCCUCUGCCAAGGGCCUUGACCGGAGACGACGAUGUCAACAGGGACCCAAGGCGGGUGGUGCUCCAGCGAGGGUCCACAGGUCUUGGUUUUAACAUUGUUGGAGGGGAAGAUGGAGAAGGAAUCUUCAUCUCCUUCAUUCUCGCCGGAGGUCCAGCGGAUCUCUGUGGGGAGCUACAAAAGGGAGACCGCAUCCUGUCGGUGAACGGCGUGGACUUGUCCAGUGCGACACAUGAACAGGCAGCCGCAGCUCUGAAGAAUGCAGGACAGACCGUUACCAUAGUAGCGCAGUACAGACCGGAGGACUACAGUCGUUUCGAGGCGAAGAUCCAUGACUUGAGGGAACAGAUGAUGACCAGCAGUGUCAGCUCCAGCUCGACAUCGCUCCGCUCCACACAGAAACGCACACUAUACGUCCGAGCGUUGUUCGACUACGACGGAAGUGCGUCAGAUCUGAGCACGGCCAAUCAGGUGCUGCCGUUCCAUUUCGGGGAUGUCCUCCACGUGAGCAGCGCCGGCGAAGAGGAGUGGUGGCCCGCCCGUCACCUCAACCCCCCGCCUCCCAACUGCCCCGAAGUCGGAGUCAUCCCCAGCCGCAGGAGGGCAGAGAAAAAGGAGAGGUCAAGGUUAAAGACGGUCAGAGUGACGAGGUCUCAAGACAAAUCGGAUCAGGAUGACAAAGAGCUGGUAACCUCUGGCACCAGCGAUAGUGAGAGUAGUUGCUCUGGCCAGGAGGAGAUCCUUCUCACCUACCAACCUGUCAUGCAGCAAGAGGUUAAUUACACGCGGCCAGUCAUCGUGCUUGGACCGAUGAAAGAUCGGAUCAACGAUGACCUCAUCUCUGAGUUUCCGGACAAGUUUGGCUCCUGCGUCCCACACACAACGCGGCCGCGGCGAGAUUACGAAGUGGACGGCAGAGAUUACCACUUCAUGUCCUCCAGGGAGUUCAUGGAGCAGGAGAUCCAGGAACACAAGUUCAUAGAGGCCGGACAGUAUAACAACCACCUGUAUGGAACCAGCAUACAGUCAGUCAAGGAAGUCGCUGAGAAGGGUAAACACUGUAUACUGGAUGUAUCAGGGAACGCAAUAAAGCGCCUCCAGUUGGCGAGCCUCCAUCCCAUCGCUGUCUUCAUUAGACCACGCAAUGUCGACAACAUACUAGAGAUGAACAAGCGUCUCAGUGAGGAGCAGGCGAGGAAGACCUUCGACAGAGCCGUCAAACUGGAGCAGGAGUUCACAGAGUUCUUUAGCGCUAUUGUCCAUGGCUCCACCCUCGAGGAAGUGUAUUCGCAGGUGAAGCAGAUUGUCGAGGAGCAGUCUGGUCCUUACAUCUGGGUGCCCACCAAGGAGCGACUUUAAAGAAACACAAACAUACUACAAAAUCACGUUCACCACUCCUCUGAUUUUCUUAUAUCGGCCGUCUCUCUCUCUCUCUCUCUCUCUCUCUCUCCCUAUCUCGUAAACACACGUUACUGCAAAGACACACACACACACACAGAUUAACACAAGCACAUGAAGUGGGACUGGCUGGGACUGGCUGGGGACUACCUGGGACUGCUACUUCCUGGAGUGGGAGGGGCUAAUGUCUGUCCAGCAGCCUAUUUGUGGAUCUUCCUACCGCUCAGUUCCUUAAUGUUUAAGGAGGAGGUUCAAAUCAAGGCGACAUGUACCAUUAUCGGAUUUGAUUUAGUUAUUGUUCUUCUUGUUGUCGUUGUCGUUGUUGUUUUCAUAUUAACAAAGGGUAAUGCAUUCAUGUAUGGGUUUGUAAUGAUAAUAUUGUCCCCAAGAGGCAGACUUUUGCACGCUGUAGCUUUAAGAGCAUGUUUUUGGGACAAAAUGUUGAUCUUCCUCCCGUCUGUCUUUCCUCAUGACAUUGCCCUUGUUUAGUCUUUUUCUAUCUCUCUCUCAUGUCCCACCCUUCAGAAACCUAAAUAACGUGCCCAUCAUUUUGGUAUCAACAGACAAAAUGAAAUCAUAGUACAAUCAUACUGUUUAGGGACAUGGCUAGAAAAUAAUAAUUUCAAAUUUCUACCUUUGAGAUCCAUGUUGAUAUUUCCAGUGACAAGCAGGAAUUCUCAAUCAAAAGUAGAAGAGUUACAUAGCUGUAAAAUAGACAGUAUUGAGCCUCAUAAUGAGUCCAUUCAGAGCCCUGAGCCCUUAUUUUUCAAAAAUAAUUUUCUAAAAGUAUAUCUUAGGACAUAUUUAUCAAACUUUCUAUUCCUAUUUACAGCAGGGGGAGGGGUAAUGUUUUUCAGUAGCUUUCAAGUAAUCAGAUGAUUAAUUACACUUAAAGGGAGGAACAGCCAAUCAGUGAGAAGAAUUGACCAAACAUCUGCCACGUUCAGUUUUACUCAGUUAUGUGAUGCUGCACCACUUUACUGUUUAAAGUACAUUUUAUUUGUGUAAAAUCCUCGAUACCGUCUGUACAAACUAACGUAAAAAGUGAAACAUGAAAUAUAUAUAUAUAUAUUUAGAAUACAUUAAUAUGCAAAUAUGGAUGGAUGAAGGGCUGAAAAAGAAACAACGGGAGAACUCAACUGCAGCAAUAGUGAAACUGUUCUGCUUUUGGAAAAAUAAUGAGAUGUAAUUCAGUGCAACAUUGAUAACAGAUAAUGAGGAUGCAUGGAAAGUGAUGCAAACAGAAUAAAUGUUCUUGUUGUUUGCACCUUGAUGAAUACAGACGAAUGGAAAAAUAGGUAAAAAGUAUCUUACUCCAAAUUAGACAUGUUGCUUCAGGUACGAUAUUGUUCAUGUUGCCCAAUAAUGUUGUGUUCAAUCUUUCACCCAUUUAAGAAGGUGAAAGUGGACGACUGCUUGUCCAACAUUUAAUUUUGGGCAGUUUGAAAAGUAGGGGCCCAAGUCCUCUGUUUACCAAACAUGUAUCAACCAUGUCAUCUUCAAACGAGGGCUUUUCUGCCUCCCCUCGUCCUCCUCUCUGUCCAAUGCCUUCAGCCCCCCUCCUCCAGCACUCCAGCAUAAAACACUGUAUCCUCUUUUUCAUCACACUAUCAUCACGAUCAUAAUCAGCAUCAGCAUCAGCAUCAUCGUUAUGGCUUUCCUUCAUACUGCUGUUGCACUAAUGAGGGCUGGUUCUUAAAGCAUCUUGAGAGGGUUGAUCCGAUUCCCGCGUUUCAGGUAUUUGGAUGUGUGAUUCGCUCAAUUCUCUUUAGCUAUCACUGAUUAUUGUGCUGGUUCAAAAGAGCUAACGAGGUUAAGGAACUCUUCACGGUCAUUUUUGUGUAGUGAAAGACACCAGGUGGACUCUACUUUCAUGACCCACUGGUCAACUGAUUCUUCAUGCCGGCCUUCUGUUCCCGUGUGCAUGAACGACACGUGAAACUGGCUCCACCUGUAACCGAAGUGCUCCACACGUCGCUCAAUGACGCAGGCACAUCUAUUCCUUCCUGUCAUCCGGCAUUGGGUUGUAGCAACAAAGGAUUUUUCAUGAUCACUUUAAUGUCCAAAGUUUGCCCCAGAACCGUUGUGAAUCUGGGUUUCCUGCUUUACAGGGACUGCAGUAACUUUGCGGUAGUCUGUUGUUGCUGUCCGCGCCGUUACAUGACCCUUGCUUGGCACGUCACCAUUGGGCAGUAUUUUUCAUAUCUUGUGAUUGGUUUAAGGCUAUAUGUUUGUUUACAAAACAUUUACACUGUAUCUUUAAUGUGCGUUUCUGUAAUAACAAAGUCUGUGUAAAUAUACUAUUUACUUGCUGGUGUAGUCUUGACCAAAUGUAUCUUUUCUGGGCUUUUACUCUGUGGUCAUGAAAAUAACUUUGGACUUUCAAACCUCUGCAACAGGUUGGCUGUUUGCAAUUUGACUUUUCCCUUAAAGUGACUAUUGAUCAAUGUUUUUACUGAAUCCAAUGUAUCAAUAGACAAAGACAAUGUGAAAACACUGCGGCUAUGCCAACAGAUAAUUAUCAGCUCAAUGGAACUGCACAGGGGUUCAUUGUUUUGCUCUGCGGCCUACAACGUUACUUUAGCGACUAAACCCCGGAUAUUUCCCUCAGCAAGUGGAGGGAGUCCAAACGGGGCUGAAAGAGAGUGAAGUCACAAAUGGCGUUUACCUGAAACGUGACGAAAACCCCCGUCGUUUGCCGUAACAUUUGAAAUACCAAGAUGCUUUGAGUAACAAAGCUCCCGCGGACCUUGUCAGCCACCCACUUCCCAUCUGCCCCCACCACACCCCCAACCACUCCUCCAAGCUGACUGGAGACCAGAGAUGUACAGGAAAGACCGUUCUAAAAGGCCGGUCAAUGGAGAAGCUCUGACCCAAAUAACAAAUAGUUUUGACCACGUGUGUUUCGAAAGCUUUAAUAUUUAAUCACAGAAUGUCAAGCUGAAUCACGUCUUUCCGUCUGUAGUUCAGUGUGAAUCCAGCCCCCCGGUGGUGUUGUCAGUUGACAGAAACGGGCUGUGGCUCGUAGCCGGGGCACCGUGCCGCUGUCUGUUAGAGUAAAGCACCGAUGCAAAUAAACUAUUGAAGAGAUGGAUCUAUAUCUAAAUGUUAUAAUUUAUCCCUGCUCUGACUGCCUAUUUUGGUACGAAAAAAUGAAUAAAAGUCUAUGGAGAUUGAA